Molecule: messenger RNA, 1001 nt
Organism: Alnus glutinosa
Lineage: Eukaryota; Viridiplantae; Streptophyta; Magnoliopsida; Fagales; Betulaceae
Exons: 1
Coding region: 108-926 (272 amino acids)
Source: RefSeq, a predicted model, not a curated record
UUUGGAGUGUGAGCAUUCCCCAAAGUUGCUCUUGGUGUUGGAGAAAGAUUCUUAAACUUAGGAGUAUUGCUAAGAAUUUUAUUAAAUUUGAAGUAGGUAAUGGAAAGAUGAUUCAUCUUUGGCAGGACAACUGGCAUCCUCUUGGAGUGUUGUAUGAGAGGUUUGGCUCCCGUGUUAUCUAUGAUGCUCAUAGUCGGUUGGAUUCUAGACUUGAUUCUGUUUUAAGUAAUGGCAUUUGGUGUUGGAAGCCUGCUCGGUCAGAGGAGCUUGUUGAUAUACAGAGUCGUCUUCCUGAAGUUCAGCUUGGUUAUGUUGAUAAACCGAUAUGGACGGUUGCUCGUAAGGGUUCCUAUGUAAGUGCUGACACUUGGGAUUUUUUGAGGGAUAAGAAAUGUGAGGUUGAUUGGUGGCAUGUUGUUUGGUUCCCUUUUGCAAUUCCAAAACAUGCUUUUAUCAUGUGGCUGGCUGUACAGAAUAGAUUAAGUACGGGUGAUCGGCUGUUGGCUUGGGGUUUUCAAGGUGAUGCACAAUGUGUGUUCUGCAGGAAUGGUGUUGAGACCCGAGAUCAUAUUUUUUUCAUGUGUAGUUUCAGUGCUCGUAUAUGGAAAAAUUGUAUGCAAAGGUGUAAUGACUUGGCUCCUUCUCUUGAUUGGCAGAGGGUGUUGAAUGACGAUUGUAGAACUUGGAAGAAGAAGACGAUGGCAGGAGUUCUUUGUCGUUUGGUAUUGAGCUCUGUUGUCUAUAAUAUCUGGAAAGCCAGGAAUGCUAUUAAGUAUCAAAAUGCUCCUAAAUCUGAAGAGCAGAUACUCAAGCAGAUUUUUUGGGAAGUUAGAUCAAGAAUUUCUGGAAGAGAAAAGUUUAAGAAAAAUAGAGAGAAUGUUAAAUUUUGUCAUCUCUGGAAUGUAGAUGUCUCUAUUCUUGUAUAAUCCUAGUUGUAAGACUUUUUUGGUUGUUUUGGUUCUGCAGUAGUUUUCUGCUGUGUUUGUUGUUCUGGUUGUUUC